AUGUUAUAUUUUCCAACUAUUAUAUCUGUUCUUGAAGUUUUAGCUGUUACUAUACCUGUUUUAUUAACAGUAGCUUUUAUAGUAGUAGCUGAAAGAAAAACAAUGGCUAGUAUGCAAAGAAGAUUGGGACCUAAUGCAGUGGGUUGAUAUGGUCUACUUCAAUCCAUUGCGGAUGCUCUUAAACUUCUAUUAAAAGAAUAUGUUUCUCCUACACAAGCCAAUAUUGUUUUAUUUUUCCUUGGUCCUAUUAUAACUUUAAUUUUUUCACUAUUAGGGUAUGCUGUAAUACCUUAUGGACCUGGUUUAAUGUUGUUAGACUAUAAUUUGGGUAUAUUAUAUAUGUUGGCUAUGUCUUCAUUAGCUACGUAUGGGAUACUUUUAGCUGGAUGAUCAGCUAACUCUAAAUAUGCAUUCUUAGGAUCAUUGAGAAGUACAGCUCAAUUAAUUAGUUAUGAGUUAAUAUUAAGUUCUGCUAUACUUUUAGUAGUACUAUUAGCAGGUAGUUUAGAUAUUACUGUUAUUAUAGAAGCUCAAAGAGCUAUUUGAUAUGUAAUACCUUUAUUUCCUAUAUUUAUUGUAUUUUUUAUAGGGUCUAUAGCAGAAACCAAUAGGGCUCCCUUCGAUUUAGCAGAGGCUAAGGAAUCAGAAUUAGUUAGUGGUUUUAUGACAGAGCAUUCAGCUGUUAUUUUUGUAUUUUUCUUUUUAGCUGAAUAUGCUAGUAUUAUUCUUAUAUGUAUUUUAAAUAGUAUUUUAUUUUUAGGUGGUUAUCUGUUUGAUUUUAACUACUAUCUGUACCCUUAUUUUUAUUUAGUGCAAUUUAUUGCAGGUGAUAGUUAUAUGUAUCUAACAGAUAAUGAAACCAAUUUUAAUGUAAUUGACUUUGAUAAUUACAAUUCAAUUAUAGGAACAACUAUAAGUGGUGUAGUAAUAGGGGUUAAAACUUGUAUAAUGAUAUUUGUAUUUAUCUGAGCAAGAGCAUCAUUCCCGCGUAUACGUUAUGACCAACUUAUGUCUUAUUGUUGAACUGUUUUAUUACCAAUAGUCAUUGCAUUUAUUAUACUAGUCCCAUGUAUAUUAUAUAGCUUUGAAAUAAUGCCUUGUAAUAUACCUUUAUUAUAA
Molecule: messenger RNA, 1119 nt
Organism: Parastagonospora nodorum SN15
Lineage: Eukaryota; Fungi; Ascomycota; Dothideomycetes; Pleosporales; Phaeosphaeriaceae
Source: the annotation of a RefSeq genome assembly